AUGCUUAUCAGUAAUGAUGAAAGAAAUCUGUCACUCGUCGCUAAACAAAUCGCGAAUACCUACAAUGUUCAAACACGAAUUGUGGUUGCAGAUUUUACAAAAAAUGAUGUUUAUGAAAUAAUAAGACCUGCUGUUGACCGAUUGUCCACAAUAGCUUGUUUAGUUAACAAUGUUGGUAUGGUGUUACCAUUUGAAUUGUUUGCUGGAGAAGCCGAUUCACCGAAUGAAGAAUCAAUCCGAAAUAUCAUUCGUUGUAACAUUUUGUCUACAGUAAUAAUGACAAGCAUCAUUCUGCCGAAAAUGUUAACACAGAAGGGACCUAAUCCUGGUAUCAUUAACAUUUCCUCCCAUUCAGGUUUUACAGUGACACCCUACUUGCCAAUGUACUCAUCAACGAAAGCAUUUAUCAUGCAUUUCUCUAGAUGUCUGGCUGCCGAGAAGUAUAGAAAGAAUGUGAUCAUACAAACGAUGCAUCCAUUAUUUGUAUCUACAAAUAUGACCGAUUUAAGAGAAGCCACAUAUUUCACACCAACUGCUAAAGUCUAUGCUAAACAUGCAUUGGAUAUGUUUGGUGUUGAACAACAAACUACUGGUUAUUUUCCACAUGAGUUAAAAGCAUUUGUAUACAAUCUAAUGCCAACAUCAUUGUGGAAUGAUGCUUAUGAUAUAAUAAGACCUGCUAUUAAUCAAUUAUCUACAAUCGCAUGUUUAGUGAAUAAUGUUGGUAUGGGAUUACCAUUAGAUUUAUUUACUGGAGAAAUCGGUUCACCAAAUGAACAAUCUAUUAAAAAUAUCAUUCAUUGUAACAUUUUGUCUGCAAUAAUGAUGACCAGCAUCAUUCUACCGAAAAUGUUAAUACAGAAAGGACCUAAUCCUGGUAUCAUUAAUAUUUCCUCCUAUUCAGCACUUAGAGCAACUCCAUAUUUAACAUUAUAUUCAUCAACCAAAGCAUUUAUUAUACAAUUCUGUAAAUGCUUAACUGCUGAAAAGUAUAGAAAGAAUGUGAUUAUACAAAUAUUAUGUCCAUUAACUAUAUAUACAUCAAUGACUAAAAAUGAAAAACCAUCUUAUUUUAAUCCAUCUGCUAAACUGUUUGUUAAUAGUGCAUUGAAUAUGUAUGGUGUAGUACAACAAUCAACUGGUUAUAUAUUACAUGAAUAUAAAGCUUAUCUAUUUGAUUUAUUACCCACAUCUUUAUGGAUAUUAUUAACAUAUGCUAGAGUUCAUGCACGUAAGAAAUAUGUAUAAUGAUACUGUAACAAGAUCUAUUUUCAUUUCAUUAUAUCUGAUACUUUAUGGUGAUUAAUUGAUAUGAGAUCUGUUUAGUUCUGUUGGAUGUUUGUAAUGUUGAGAUUUAGUUUGUUGUUGUUGUUUUUUAAAUAUAGAAUUUUUCGAAUUAAA
Molecule: messenger RNA, 1401 nt
Organism: Schistosoma spindalis
Lineage: Eukaryota; Metazoa; Platyhelminthes; Trematoda; Strigeidida; Schistosomatidae
Source: the annotation of a GenBank genome assembly